AUGUCAGAUCCUGCGGAGUACACUGUGGGCUGGAUUUGUGCCUUACCCGUGGAAUACAUUGCCGCACAAGAGUUCCUCGAUGAAGAGCACGACAAGCCGAGCUUUGUGUCGCCAAACGAUGCCAACGACUAUACAUUAGGCAGGAUGGGCGAACACAACGUUGUAAUCGCCGUCCUGCCCGAUGGUGAAUAUGGAACAGCUUCCGCGGCCAGUGUAGCGACGAACAUGCUGAACAGUUUCCACAACAUCAGGAUCGGCCUCAUGGUCGGGAUUGGCGGGGGUGUACCAAGCGAGAGCCACGAUAUUCGCUUGGGCGAUGUUGUGGUCAGUGCGCCUCGCGGUGGCGAGAGUGGUGUGUUUCAAUACGAUUUUGGCAAGUCGAUCCAGGACCAAACUUUUCAGCAUACGCGGUUCUUGAACCAGCCAUCAGCUAUAUUGCGCGCUGCAAUGGUAGGGAUUCGAUCACAAUAUGAGAGAAAAGGGCAUCAACUGAAGGAGGCUAUCAACAACAUUUUUGAGAAGAACAUGAGACUACGCCGGAAAUAUAAACGGCCAGAAUCAAUUACGGAUAGGCUGUUUCUUCCCGAAGUUAUCCAUCACCAAGAAGGCUGUGCUAUAUGUGCGGUUGAUCCUUCAAAGUUGGUACUACGGAGUGAGCGGGCCGACGACGAAGAUAACCCUGCCAUUCACUAUGGCUUGAUUGCUUCUGGCAAUCAGCUGAUGAAGGAUGCUUUGAUUCGAGAUCGGCUUGCCGCGGAGAAAGAUGUUCUCUGUUUUGAAAUGGAAGCCGCUGGACUGAUGAAUACUUUCCCAUGCCUAGUCAUCCGAGGUAUCUGUGACUACUCGGACUCACACAAGAACAAAGAAUGGCAAGGGUAUGCAGCUAUGGUGGCAGCUGCAUACGCGAAAGACCUUCUGCAGAGGAUCCCUCUUAACAGAAUUGAAGCCGAGGAGAAGAUAAGUGCUGUUGUUUCUGAGGAGCUAAAAGGCAUCCAACAUCGCUUAGAUCAAGCAUACAGUCAACACGAGCGGCACUAUAGUGAACAGAAAGCAAGAGUCUUAACGGAUCACCAGCGUCGUUGUUACCAAGUGUUCAAGAUCGUCAAUUACGCGGAGCAAAAGAAUAUAAAUCCAAAACGAGCUGGGGGAACCUGUCGAUGGGCUCUCCAGAGCUCUGAAUACAUACGUUGGUGGAAGAGCAGCUGCAAUGACCUUCUCUGGGUAUCGGCUGACCCAGGCUGUGGCAAGUCUGUCCUAGCCAGAUCAAUAAUUGAUGAUUAUUUAGAGAGCUCUCAUCCAUCUGUGAGAAUAUGUUACUUUUUUUUCAAAGACAAUGAUGAACAGAACGAUCUUUCUACGGCACUAUGUUCGGUACUUCAUCAGCUAUUCAGCCAGCAGCCUAAUCUAUUACAAUAUGCCAUUCCGACCUGGGAAAAGAAUGGGGGGGCACUCCGACAUGAAGUUGAUGAGCUUUGGCGGAUCUUAAUAGCGGCAACAUCAGCUGACAUAUCGUGCAAGUCUAUCUGCAUAUUCGAUGCACUUGAUGAAUGUCGUGAAACGGAUCAGCAACGAUUAAUUGAAAAGCUCCAAGCGUUUUAUCGCCAGCCAUCUUCAUCAAUAGAGGAAACCUGUUUGAAAUUCCUGGUCACCAGUCGUCCUUACGACUAUAUACAGGAUCACUUUCGAGCAAUCACCGAUUCUUUCCCACAUAUACAUAUCAAGGGAGAGGAGCAGAAUGACCAAAUCCAUGAGGAGAUUGAUCAGGUGGUGAGGAUUCGGGUGAGAGAACUAGCAGAGACUGUGCCACUUUCACCAGAGCUUCAUAAUCGGAUCGAACAGCAGCUGCUUCAAAUGGAACACCGUACAUAUCUUUGGCUACACCUAGCCAUUGAUGAUAUCCGCACUACCUUCAAAGACAGCCUUCGGCCUACAGAGGAUUGGAUCACGCUGAUUCCGCCUUCUGUGAAAAUAGCAUAUGAGAAAAUACUCUUUCGAGUGCCAGCUAGUCUUAUGGAUAGAGUUAAGAAGAUCCUAGAAAUCAUCGUGGCGGCACGACGUCCUCUAACAAUAAGAGAGAUGGCUAUGGCGUUGGGAAUCGCUACUAGCUCAGGAUCACCAAUAACAAAACAGGCUGGGCUAAAUCCAAUUGGUUUAGACAGUAAGCUUCGGCGAUGGUGUGGCCUAUUUGUCUUUACAAAUAACUCGAAAAUCUACCUUAUCCAUCAGACAGCCAGAGAAUAUCUCAUUGAGAAAGGAAAUUCCAGCAAUCUCAAGUCUGCAUGCUGGAGUAGCUUGACUGAUGCGGAAGAUCAGAUGGCUAAGAUCUGUUUGACAUACUUGCUGAUGGAGGAUUUACAAUACGAUGAAGACGACUCAGACUCACAUACUGAAAGUUUCUUGGAAUAUUCAGCAGUACAUUGGCCUGAUCACGUACGAAAGAUGGGUUUGACUUUAACCCAGAAAGAAACCCACCGAGUGCAUCGAUUAUACGACAAGAGUGGGAAAUCGUUUCCAGUGUGGUAUCCUAUUUUUUGGAAGGCAAUCAAACCAUACGGAAGAGUUCCUGUAAUGAGUGCACUGCAUCUGGCGGCCUUCAAUGGCCAUGAACAGGAGGUACAUUCUAUACUUGGUGUGGAUAAAAGUGAUCUUAAUAUACCUGAUAGUACAGAAACAUACCCGGCUAUGUGGGCUUCAUUAAAUGGAUAUGAUAGGAUCGUGGAGCUUCUGCUAGAGCAAGGAGCUGGUGUCAAUGCUCAGGGUGGACACUACGGAAAUGCCCUCCAGGCUGCUUGUUGUGGUGGACACAACGCGAUCGCACAGAUGCUGCUAGAGCGAGGAGCCGAUGUCAAUGCCCCAAAUGGACACUACGGAAACGCCCUUCAAGCUACUUGUGCUAAGGGAUAUAAUAUAAUCGCACAGAUGCUGCUAGAGCGAGGGGCGUAUAUUAACGCCCAUGGGGGACACUACGGAAAUUCCCUUCAAGCCGCUUGUGCUGAGGGACACGACACGAUCGCACAAAUGCUGCUAGAGCGAGGCGCCGAUAUCAACGCCCAGGGUGGACGCUACGGGAAUACCCUCCAAGCUGCUUGUUAUGGAGGAUAUAUCACGAUCGCACAGAUGCUGCUAGAGCGAGGUGCCGAUAUCAACGCCCAGGGUAGGUUCUUUGGAAACGCCCUCCAAGCUACCUGUGGCAAGGGACACGACAAAAUCGCACAAAUGCUGCUAGAGCGAGGAGCCGACAUCAAUGCUCAGGGUGGACACUACGGAAAUGCCCUCCAAGCUGCUUGUUAUGGAGGAUAUAACACGAUCGCACAGAUGCUGCUAAAGCGAGGGGCCGAUAUCAACGCCCGGGGUGGAUACUACGGAAAUGCUCUCCAAGCUACUUGUUAUGGUGGACACAACACAAUCGUACAGAUGCUGCUAGAGCGACGGGCGGAUGUUAAUACCCAUGGGGGACACUACGGAAAUGCCCUCCAAGCUGCUUGUGCUGAGGGACAUAAGACAAUCACACAGAUGCUACUAGAGCGAGGGGCCGAUAUUAACGCCCAGGGUGGAUACUACGGAAAUAUCCUCCAAGCUUCCUGUGCCAAGGGACACGUUAUGAUCAUACAGAUGCUGCUAGAGCAAGGAGCUGAUAUCAACGCCCAGGGUGGACACUACGAAAAUGCCCUCCAAGCCGCUUGUGCCAAGGGACACGACACGAUCGCACAGAUGCUGCUAGAGCGAGGAGCCGAUGUCAACGCCGAGGGUGGACGCUACGGAAAUGCCCUUCAAGCAGCCCUUCGAGGACGAUACCACCAUAUAGUGCAAAUGCUCCAGGGACUUCAUUGUGCUGAUCAGUCGACUUUCCAACCUCCCCCUUCUAAAAGGCUUAAGGUUUCAUUAUGA
Molecule: messenger RNA, 3888 nt
Organism: Penicillium odoratum
Lineage: Eukaryota; Fungi; Ascomycota; Eurotiomycetes; Eurotiales; Aspergillaceae
Exons: 2
Coding region: 1-3888 (1295 amino acids)
Biological process (GO): nucleoside metabolic process
Molecular function (GO): protein binding; catalytic activity
Source: RefSeq, a predicted model, not a curated record